Molecule: messenger RNA, 1051 nt
Organism: Lactuca sativa (garden lettuce)
Lineage: Eukaryota; Viridiplantae; Streptophyta; Magnoliopsida; Asterales; Asteraceae
Product: keratin-associated protein (DUF1218)
Source: RefSeq, a predicted model, not a curated record
GAUUUCUAUCAAACUCGAAAGAUUCUUGGUAUGUGAAUUCGUUCUGGGUUUUGAUAAUUUUUCUCUUGUUAUCUACCCGGGUCCUAUAAAAAAUCAAUUCUACUUUAAUUCUCAGAGAAUAGUUCGUUCAACUUGACUCUGUUAAGGUAGGUUCAUCCAUGUGCUUCGAGGUGUAGGAAUUGCAGCACGUUUAGAGACUAAAUUUGGGUGGUUUUAUAACAAACACGGGUGUCUUUUUUCUGGUUCUUUUUCCAAUAUAGAGAUCUGAAAUACAAGGAAUCUACGUCUUUAAGGUGCAAUGGCAGUUACUACAAAACAAAUGUCAUUGAUUGUGGGAGCCCUUGGCGUUUUGUCCUUCAUAUUUGGUGUUAUUGCUGAAAACAAGAAGCCUGCAUCUGGAACUCCAAUAACAGGGAAAGACGUAGUUAUCUGCAAGUAUCCAGCGGACCCCACAGUUGCCUUGGGGUAUUUGUCCUUUGGUUUUCUUGUUGCCUCAACUUUGGCUGGAGGGUUAUCUCUAUUUUACCCUUACAAAGGGAAGUCAAUCCCAUGGCCUGCAUUGUUCCAAAGCACAAGUUUCUUUGUAUUUUUCCUUAUAGCUUUGGGUUCAACUGGAUUGGCAGCUACAAUGCUGUUGUGGCCCACGAUUACAGAACACAAACACCUUGUGAGUAAUGUCCAUUAUAACCUUGAAACAAGCUGCCCUACAGCCAAAACCGGGUUGCUUGGUGGAGGUGCUUUUUUAGCUCUUGAUUCGGCUCUUUUCUGGUUGGUUUCACUUAUGUUGGCUGAUAAUGCAAGAGAAGACUACUUUGAUGAUGUUAAAGGAGCUGAUGGUGUCACCAAUGAUUAUGAUGAUGCUGAUGCAGUCAUCAAGGGCAGUGCUUAAAACUUAAAAAAGUAGUUGCUUUAUUCUGUUUAAAUGUGUUUUCCAUUAAGUGGAGUUUAUUUUAUGAUUUAAAUGCAAGUAAAAGGUGGUCUAAAUUGAACACUGUAAAUAGAAUCUUUAUGAUAUCUAUUGCUGAAAAACAUGUCUAUGGGUUUUAAAGUA